AUGGUCCUCGGUUCGACGUUGCCAAAACGGUCCUCGUUUCAACGUUGCCAAAAUGGUCCUCGCUUCGACGUUGUCAAAACGGUCCUCGGUUCGACGUUGACAAAAUGGUCCUCGCUCCGACAUUGUCAAAAUGUUGCUCUCCUCAACGUUGCCAAAAUGUUCCUCCCUUCGACGCUGCCAAAAUAUUCCUCGCUUCAACGUUGCCAAAAUGGUCCUUUCUUUCACGUUGCCAAAAUGGUCCUCGAACGACGAUGCCAAAAUGGUCCUCGCUUCGACGAUGCCAAAAUGUUCUUCGCAGCGACGUUGCCUAAACGGUCCUUGGUUCGACGUUGA
Molecule: messenger RNA, 333 nt
Organism: Protopolystoma xenopodis
Lineage: Eukaryota; Metazoa; Platyhelminthes; Monogenea; Polystomatidea; Polystomatidae
Source: the annotation of a GenBank genome assembly